This is a messenger RNA of Hemicordylus capensis (graceful crag lizard), 1420 nucleotides long. RefSeq names its product ras homolog family member F, filopodia associated (gene RHOF). NCBI's taxonomy places the organism in Eukaryota, Metazoa, Chordata, Lepidosauria, Squamata, Cordylidae. Gene Ontology annotation, molecular function: GTPase activity; GTP binding. Gene Ontology annotation, biological process: small GTPase-mediated signal transduction; cell migration. The coding region runs from base 169 to 861 and encodes 230 amino acids. The transcript has 5 exons. The record is from RefSeq and is a predicted model, not a curated record.
GGCCCGGGAGACGACGAGGAGGAGGCGGCGGCGGCUGCUACCCUCGCCAGAAGGAGGCUGAGUCGCCCGGCUGAGACAGACAGCCACAGGAGAAGGCGGCGGCAGGAGGCGCCGUGUCCCCGCGCGGCGCGGGCGACCCUGAGCGGAGGGACGCGCGGAGCUCCCCUCAUGGCCGAAGCGAACGGGUUGGCUCCAGGCGGCGGCUCCGAGGGAGGCGAAAGCCCGCCCGCCGCUGCCGUCCCGUCUGCGGAGGGGGAGAAGAAGAAGAGGAGGAGGGCAGAGCUGAAGGUGGUGGUCGUGGGGGACGGGGGGUGCGGGAAGACCUCGCUGCUGCUAGUCUACGCCAAGGGCGCUUUCCCUGAGCAAUAUGCUCCUUCAGUAUUUGAAAAAUACAGCACUAGUGUCACUGUGGGCAAAACAGAAGUCAUCCUUAACUUGUAUGACACUGCAGGGCAAGAGGAUUAUGAUCGCCUACGGCCACUUUCAUACCAAAACACAAACAUAGUAUUAAUUUGCUAUGAUGUCAUGAAUCCCACUAGCUUUGAUAAUGUAUUAAUUAAGUGGGCUCAUGAAGUGAACCACUUUUGCCGUGGAACGCCCAUAGUACUUGUUGGAUGCAAAACAGACCUCCGAAAGGACAAGGAGCAGCUACGGAAGCUCCGCUCUGCUCAGCAAGAGCCCAUCACUUACAACCAGGGCGAAGAAGCCUGUCGCCAGCUGAAUGCAGACGUUUACCUGGAGUGUUCAGCCAAGAUUCGUGAAAAUGUUGAGCAGGUCUUUAAGGAAACAGCAAACAUUGCACUGAGAGCGAUUAAAAAGGCCAAGCGUCAGAAGAAACAGCGGCCAUGUGCCAUAUUAUGAGGCUAAUCUGGACCUUACAGACCACAGAAACUGUUUUUCCAUCUUCCUCCAGCAAUUAGCAAAGCUUUUUAAUAUUUUACUUCAAUUUUAACUGACUGUUUUUUCAGUCGGAUUUUCUGGAAAAUGGACUCCUUUUUAUACAAUCUGGUUUAGUCGCACCUUCCCCAUUUCCAUUUGCCACUGGUGUUCUCUAGGGUCAUUUAGUUGCAAUUAUAAGAGUGGUCUGUGUGAGGUACUCCUACUGCAAGUAAGGUAAGGUCUGCAGGAUCAGAGCUUUGCCAUUUUUAAAUACUCAUGUUCUUGCUUUAAAACAAUUAUUUAAAAAGAUAACCUGUCAUUCCUUAAGCAACUGAAAUGUUUCCACAAGAAAAACAAAAUGUUAAUCUGGGAGAACACACACACUUUUCUCCAUUUAAAGAUGUUGUGAGAAACAAGAGAAGGGAAUUAAGUUCUAAUGGCUGGAAUUCUGGAUAUUGUGUCAACUGAUUACAUGGGGCAAAAGUCAGCUUCUGUUUGUACCGCGUGCACAGAAGAGCUCAUAAAGAUAUGAUUUAAAUCA